CGUCCGAUCGAAUGGUGGUGCUGGGAAAGAUGUGCCAAGAGGGAGUGAGCAUGGGAUUCGUCGGUGGGUCUCAUCCCCAUCAUCCUCAUCCUCAUUCGCAGCCGAUGAAGAAGGAAGAAAACGAGCACAUCAAGAGGCCGAUGAACGCCUUCAUGGUCUGGUCUCGGCUCCAACGGCGCAAGAUCGCUCAGGAAAACCCGAAGAUGCACAACUCGGAGAUCUCCAAACGACUCGGUGCGGAAUGGAAGCGACUGAGCGAAUCGGAGAAGCGACCUUUCAUCGACGAAGCGAAGAGGAUCCGAGCCCAGCAUUUGAUCGAUCACCCGGAUUACAAGUAUCGGCCGCGAAGGAAGAACAAGCCCCCCAAGGCUCCUUAUCCAAUCCCCUAUCCUCCCAUCGAUCCCGCCGGAUUGGCAUCGAUGGCGUCGUACGCAGCAGGAGGUUACGCCGCAGCGAUGGCAGCCGCCUACGUCUCCACCGCCCAUCCUUAUUACCACCACCACCCACCCGGUGGACAAGUCGGUCGAUCGGUCGCAGGGGGAAGCAGCGAGAACAAAGGGGAGGAAAAUAAGGGGAUUCCGACCGCGACCGCCACCCCCGCCUCCAUGUUCUACCCGGGGAUGCCUGCUGGGUAUUACCUCUCCCAAGGAUCGCAAGACACCGGCGGAGAUCCUCACAAGGGUUACCAAGGUGCAUUCCAACCCACCGGAUCCUGGCCCGGCAUGCAUGCCUACCCCGGGUUCCCCACCAAAUUCCCUCAGGACAAGACCGCGGUGAAUCCCAACAAUCUGAGCCCUCUCUCGCUCCUCUGA
Molecule: messenger RNA, 812 nt
Organism: Darwinula stevensoni
Lineage: Eukaryota; Metazoa; Arthropoda; Ostracoda; Podocopida; Darwinulidae
Source: the annotation of a GenBank genome assembly